Messenger RNA from Dictyostelium discoideum AX4, 2985 nucleotides. RefSeq lists its product as hypothetical. Lineage: Eukaryota; Evosea; Eumycetozoa; Dictyosteliales; Dictyosteliaceae. The coding region runs from base 1 to 2985 and encodes 994 amino acids. The record is from RefSeq and is a predicted model, not a curated record. The transcript is spliced from 6 exons.
AUGAGUAUAAUAAAAUUUAAUAAUAAUAAAAUAUCUAUCGAUACACUUAUAGGUGUUUAUAAUUUACCUCCUAUAGAAAAUAAUAAUUAUUGUGGAUUACCAGAUAAUUUCAAAUGUGAUAUAAAUCAAACCACUAUAUUAUCAAUAAAUUUAAGUGGUUCUGAAACAAAUAAACCAGUUUUUCCCGAUCAAAUAAUCGGAACAUUUAAAAAUGUUUCUGAAAUUAAAAUUUCAAAUUCUAAUGUCUCAUUAGAUUUUUUUAAAGAAUACCCAAAUACUUUGUCUACUUUGACAUUAGAAAGUUGUGGUAUUCCAAAUUUCCCACCAUCACUAAAAACUUUAAAAAAUUUAUAUAUGUACGAUUUACUUUUUAGUGGUAAUAUAACAACAACUUCAAUUAAUUUUUUAAGUAUAUUUAAAUUAAAAUAUUCAUCAAGUGAUCUAAUAAGUGAUUACCAAUUUAUAAAUGAUGGUAAUAGUGGUGCUACAAAAACCCAAGUAAUUUAUGAAAUAACGAUGAACAAUAUUCAUAAAUUUUCUAAAAAUUCUUUUGCUGAAGUAACAAUUAUUUUAGGAAAAUAUUUCAAUCCUGAUGGUUUAGUAAAUUUACAAACAAUAAAUUCAGCAAAGUUAACAAUGAUUGAUAUUGGUCAUUUUAAUAUGCCUAUGAAUGUGGAUGGUCUUUUCACUUUUAAUGGAGCUCAAUUAAAUUUUAAAAAUAUUCAUUUUAAUUUACCAAAUGAUAAAGAUAAUUUAGAUUUCACAAAUAGUACAAAACUAUUUACUCAAAUGGAAAUUAAUAAUUGUACUGGUUUAAUAAAUUCAACUGGUGAUUUAAGAGUUUUACUUAGUAGUGGUAUUAAAUUUUUAGGAAUUAUAAAGUCAAAUUUAAUUAAAUUACCACCAUUAUCAUUUUAUUAUGGUAAAUUAAAUGUGUUUGGAUUAAAAGGUAAUAGAAUUACUGGAUCAUUACCAGAUAUACCAGAACCAAAUGAUAAACAACAAACCAUUACACUUGAUUUCUCUGAAAAUUUAUUUACAGGUUCAAUACCGCAAAAUUAUUGUUAUCAUUAUGUGAAUAUUUCAAAUAAUUUUUUAGAUGGUCAAUUACCAAUGUGUUUUAUUUGUAUAUUAAAUGAUUAUUAUUUAAGAUCGAUUGUUGAUAAUAAUGAUUUCCCAAAUUUUAGCAGAGGUUCAAUUAGUAAUUUCCCACAAUGUACUGGUAUAUCAUUUUCAAGUAAAUUACCAAUUACAUCGGGUGGUAAUAGUAUUGUAAAUGGUACAAAUUUUGGUUGGAAUUCUUUAAAUCCUAAAUAUUCUCCAUAUUCAAUUACAUCAAAUCCAAAUUUAGAUUUAUUACUAUCAAUUCCAAAUAAACAAAUUUCCAUUGGUGUUGUAUCAUAUGAAGAAUUUGAAAUUUUUAAAAAAACAAAUUUCACAAGUAAUGUUUUCUUUUCAAUUCCAAACAUUACAAUUAAAGUAGAAUUGGAUGUUUUAAAGCCAGUGAUUAAAGAAGUUCGUUCUUAUCCAUAUUUUAAUUCAGGUUAUGGUUUUAUGAUUCUUGGUACUGGUUUCUCUUAUCAAUCAGAAUCUUCAUCACAAACUAUUGUAACAUUUGGUAAUUAUAAAUGUUCUUUGGUUUCAUCUAGUGGUAAUUUCAUUGAAUGUAUAGUUUAUGAAAAACAAUUGGCCGAAAGAGUUUAUACCAUUACAGUGAAUAAUAAUCAAACUUUUCUAUCUGGUGAUUAUCAAUUUAAAUUCCAAAGAACUUAUCCAUACAUUACUGCUAUUAAUCCACCAACUACCAAUGGUGGUGUUGUAGUGGUUUUUGGUAGUUAUGGUCCAAAUCAUACAGUUGUUGAUCUAUUGAUUGGUCAACAACAAUGUAAUAUAGAAACUAUGAAUUCAUCGGUUAUCAUAUGUUCAAUUGGUGGUGGUUCAGGUGUUCAAAAUAUAAGUUUAACAGUUGAUGGUGUAAAUUGGUUUGGACUUGAAUAUUUUAGAUAUAAAGAUCAAGAAUUGACAUGUCCAGGUACACCUCCUUGUAGUGGUAAUGGUGAUUGUUUAAAUGGUUAUUGCGUUUGUGAUGGUGGUUUUGGUGGUGAAAUUUGUAAACAACUUUUCACUGAUGAUCCUGUAGUUAGAAGGAAUGAUACCCUAACACAGAUGAUUAAGAAUGGUUAUUCAUUUGGUUUUUCAAUUACAGAUAUUAGAGAAAUUGAUUUCAAUGGUAAAACAGUUAGACAACAUAAUUUCACAAGUUGGUCAUUAACGCCAGAUUCAACCAUUUUGAAAUGGACUUAUGUAAAUUACUAUAGUGGUGGUGGUGAACAAAAUUCAAUCAUUUCAUAUACAAUUGAACAAAUUACAGGUACAGCAAAAACUUUUACAUUUGCAGGUGAACAAUUUACACUUCAACCUGGUUCUUUAAAAUUAUCAGCAAACAUUUCAAAUUGGGAAUAUUUAGGACCACUUAAUACUCUACAACUUCAAAUUCAAUCAUCAGUUAAAGUAGAUGCAGCACAAGAUGAGAAUGAAUGUCAUCAAAAAUCAAAUAUCAAUUCAAAUGGUGAUGGUGUAUCAUUAAAUUAUAUUACUAUUCAAAAAGAUAAAAAUGUAUUCAGUGGUAGAUUCAUUGAUAAGGUACUCUCUGAUGGUAGACCUACCUUUUCAAAAGUUUCAAUCUCUGAACAAACAGAAGAUUCAAUCACAGUUUCAAUAUCAUUACCUUAUUGUAAAGAAUGUUUAAUUGACCCUGAUUUCUCUGUACUUUUAUCUCAAGAUGAUUCAAUCAAUUCUUGUGGUGGAAGCUCUUCAAGAUUAAAAUGGGUAAUACCAACAAGUAUUAUCUUGGGUUUAUUAGGUAUCAUUGGUAUUGCAAUUGGUGCUUAUUUCUUACUAAGAAAUAGACUUUAUGUAUCUCGUUCUGGUGUAAUUGUUUUAAAAAAAUCAACAAAGAGUUCUUCUGAUUCUUCUCGUGCUUAA